Molecule: messenger RNA, 1437 nt
Organism: Entamoeba invadens IP1
Lineage: Eukaryota; Evosea; Mastigamoebida; Endamoebidae
Product: dual specificity protein phosphatase, putative
Exons: 1
Coding region: 1-1437 (478 amino acids)
Biological process (GO): protein dephosphorylation
Cellular component (GO): cytoplasm
Molecular function (GO): protein tyrosine/serine/threonine phosphatase activity; protein binding
Source: RefSeq, a predicted model, not a curated record
AUGGCAUCAGAAGAGGUGACCAAGAGGUGGAAUCGUUGUUUUGGCAAAAACUCGUUCAUCGUGAUGUUGGACGCUGUGGAUAAUGUCGACAAUUUGGUGAAUUAUAUCUCAACUAUAAAACCGAUGAUCCAGGAGUUAGUCAUUUCCUCCGCUCAAGUCGACCACAUCCCAAAUUUGGAACAACUCACUUUACUGAGUAUGUUGGACUUCAGUUUUAAUAAAAUCAAUGACAUUAGUAUACUUGAGAAAUGUAAGUCCCUUCAAACACUUAUUUUGGCGCAAAAUGAAAUUAAGGACAUCGCGUGUUUGUCUAGUCUUCACGCGUUAAGUACGUUGGAUGUGUCGAAUAACUUGAUCACAGAAAUAACAACGUCGCCGUAUUUGAAUCGACUCAAAACAUCAAACACUCCACUCCAAAAACUGACAAUAACAUCGCCUCUUAGGUCACUCUUUCUUGACAAAGUGCCAAUGAAAGAAUUGAAGUUGAAUAUCAAAACACUCGAGCACUUGUCAAUAUCAAAUUGUGAAUUCACAUAUCUCGACUUGGACUGCGAACAUCUCACGGAACUUGUCGCAGAUUAUUCUGUGAUACCACCAACUUCAACUUUGAAUUUGCCACAUCUCCAAGGAUUGAUGAUGAACCACGCGAAUGCAGACUCUGUCAGCGCAUUACUUUCAAAAAUUUCACACCUUAAAAACGCGGUUUUGCAGUUUGGGGAGCUCAAAAGGUUUCCAGAAGAGUUGCUCCAGAUUCGCAGUCUUGAGUUGGUCCAACUCUCGUCAAACCCUUUCACGGAAAUUCCAGAACAAAUCACUCGACUCACCAACUUGACACAUUUGGAUGUCGUCGAUUGUAUCAUCGAAAAGUUGCCCAAUAUGUCCACAAUGGAAUUAAAGAACUUCUCUGUUGGGUUUGAGGACGAUUCGUGUGCGAAGAAUUAUCAACCCCUCUUACCUAAGGGUUGUGUCAUCAUCGGAAGAGAGUGGAAAAAGUUCGACAAAAUCGUCGACCGCCUUUAUUUAGGAAGUUACGCUAACGCACACAACAAGCGCUUUUUACUCGAAAACAAAGUCACGCACAUCCUAUCUGUCGCACCUCUCAAACCCGUUUUCCCUGAAUUAUUUAAAUACAAAUGUAUUGACAUCGACGACAGCGUCUUAUUAGAUAUCACCCCUUUUAUUAACGAAUGUAUCAGUUUUAUAGAUGAGGGGAGAAAGUGUGGGGGUGUCUUAGUACACUGUGCUGCUGGCAUCUCACGGAGUGCCUCAAUAGUGAUCGCUUACUUGAUGAAAACUUUUCGGUGGUCUUACGAAACGGCUCUCAAUCACACAGUAAAGUGUAGGCCGAUCAUUUGCCCUAAUUCGUCUUUUGUCAAGCAGCUCAAAGAGUACGAGAACACUCUCCCUAAAGAGUCUUCGACCUGCACUCUAGUCUAG